AUGACAUUCAUAUUAAGCAUAUUCUCGUACUCUUGUGGUCUGAUUGUGGACGCGUUCCUCAUAUUCAUAGCACUCUUUCAGAUCAUAUCGUUGGAUGAGAUGAAGAACGACUACAGGAAUCCCAUCGAUCUCUGCCAGACAUUGAAUCCAUUAGUUUUGCCCGAAUAUAUCGCUCACACCAUCAUCACUGUACUCUUCAUCAUCUCUGGCCAUUGGUUGUCCGCUGCCGUCAAUGUGCCGCUAAUGCUGUACCACAUCCACAGAUAUGAGAAGAGACCGUUGAUGAGUGAUCCGGGUAUAUAUGACGCGACCACUAUAUUACAGGUCAAUGAGCUAUCGGUGUCCACUCGCGAGUCGUGGACUAAACUCGUCUUUUAUUUCGUCACUUUCCUCUACUAUCUCUUUGCACUCAUUUAUGUCUUAAUACAAAACGUAUAG
This is a messenger RNA of Oppiella nova, 438 nucleotides long. The record is from the annotation of a GenBank genome assembly. NCBI's taxonomy places the organism in Eukaryota, Metazoa, Arthropoda, Arachnida, Sarcoptiformes, Oppiidae.